Cygnus atratus (black swan) is the source of this 6007-nucleotide messenger RNA. RefSeq names its product aminoadipate-semialdehyde dehydrogenase (gene AASDH). The coding region runs from base 294 to 3683 and encodes 1129 amino acids. The record is from RefSeq and is a predicted model, not a curated record. The transcript has 15 exons. NCBI's taxonomy places the organism in Eukaryota, Metazoa, Chordata, Aves, Anseriformes, Anatidae. Gene Ontology annotation, biological process: amino acid activation for nonribosomal peptide biosynthetic process. Gene Ontology annotation, molecular function: protein binding.
AUCGCUGAGGAGGCGCUGCCGGGGAGGGCCGCCAGGGCCGCCAGGGCUGCGGCGCACUCACCGGUGUGUUCCCACACCCCCCCCCGGGGACAAAAUGGCGCCACCCCGCUCAGGCCGGGCGCCGCUUUCGGAUGCCUGAACAGUGCGACAGACACUGACCAAUGAGAGCGCACGUUACUGGGGAGUCGUCCAGGACUAUAAUUGUCCCACCAAUCAGAAGCGGUGUCCUUCGGUUGCUAGGAGGUGGGGAAAGGCGGCUGCUGGCUGAGGGCUACUGAAGAAAUGCAGCUGGGAUGACUCUUCAGGAGAUGGUGAAGCAGGCAGCUAGCCUGUACUCAGAUAGAAAAGCAGUUUGGUUUGAUCAAUGCAAUGAUGAACCUCCAACUUUCUACACAUACGCAACACUGGUUAAACUUGCCACGGAGUUAACAGCUUUCCUUCAAAAGCACUGCAGUCUCCAAGGAAAAUGUGAAAUAGGCCUUUACUGCUAUCCAGGAAUAAACUUACCCUCUUGGAUCUUAGGAAUCCUUCAGGUUCCAGCUGCCUACUCUCCUAUUGAUCCAGAUGCACCACCAGUGUUAUCUACAUACUUCAUAAGGAAAUGCAAUCUUCGAUAUAUUCUUGUUGAGAAUGACAAAAUAAAGAAAUUUCAAAUGACCCACGUUGGUUGGUUUUCUUGCAAUUCUUCUGCAGUAGAACAUAUGGGUUUAACUCUCUUCCAAACAAGCUGGACCCACACCGAUGUAAAUUCACAAGCAGACAAUGUAAACAGUAAAUAUGAACCUUUCAAGGCUAUGGGUAACUCACAGCCAGGAAAUACUGUUUGCCCAGAGCAACUCAAAGUAAAAACACCAGAAGGAGGAUACAUGGAUGUUGGCCAGAAAUGCUCUUUAGCAUACGUCUUGCAUACAUCAGGAACUACUGGGACCCCCAAAAUUGUCCGAGUACCUCAUAAAUGUAUAGUGCCAAAUAUUCAUCAUCUUAAAUCCAUAUUUGAGAUCACACAGGAUGACAUGCUAUUCCUGGCUUCUCCUCUAACAUUUGACCCAUCUGUGGUUGAAUUGUUCACUGCGCUGACCAGUGGAGCCUCAAUUCUAGUAGUCCCAAACACCGUUAAAAUGAUGCCUUUGGAGCUGUCUGCUGCUCUAUUUCGCCAUCACCAUGUGACAGUGCUACAGGCAACACCAACACUUCUCAGAAGGUUUGGAGCUCACAUUAUUAAGUCAACAGUGUUGUCUGCAGAUACUUCACUCCGAGUCUUAGCUCUUGGUGGUGAAACCUUUCCCAUACUGAGUCUCUUGAAAAGUUGGAAGCACCAGGAGAACAGAACAAGUAUUUUUAAUCUAUACGGUAUCACCGAAGUGUCAAGCUGGGCCACUUGCUACAAGAUUCCUGAAGAGGUUUUUAGUGCUGAUUUUAGAACUGAUUUCUCUGUACCUUUGGGAUCACCGCUCCUUGGAACAACAGUUGAGGUCAGAGACGACAACGGUUCUGCAGUUCUAGAAGGCGAGGGACAAGUAUUUAUAGGUGGUGAGGAACGAAUCUGCUUUCUUGAUGAUGAGAUAACUGUACCCCCGGGCACAAUGAGAGAAACAGGGGAUUUUGUAAGAGUGCAGAAUGCACAGAUGGUCUUCUUGGGUCGGAAAGACAAUCAGAUUAAACGUCAUGGCAAACGUUUUAAUAUUGAAUGUUUGCAGCAGGCUGCUGAAGAUCUUUGUCAGGUAGAAGCUUGUGCAGUGACCUGGUAUCAGCAGGAAAAACUUAUCCUAUUUGUUGUGCCCAGUGGUGAUUUAGAAGAGAGAGAAACUCUUCAAGAACUUCAAAAAUGUCUGCCAGCUCACGCAAUUCCUGAUGAGCUUGUACGGAUUAAAUCUUUGCCUUUAACAUCACAUGGCAAAGUUGAUAUAUCUGAACUGAACAAGAUUUACCACAACCAUCUAAACUCCAGAAGGCGUGACAGUAAGCUGAAUGGCGCAGAGGAAUUGUGGGAAAGAUUGCAGUAUUUAUGGAAGUCUGUUCUGGGUUUCCUAGGUGAUUCCAGUGGAAUUUCUAGAGACGCAGUAUUUCUUCACAGUGGUGGAGACUCCUUAAAGGCUCUUCAAUUUUAUGAUGAAAUUGAGAUGCUAGUAGGCAGAGCUGUGCCUGGACUCCUGGAAGUUAUUCUCAGCCGCACGAUCGAACAGAUUUAUACACAUAUUCUUAAAACCGUGUUUCCGGAUGAAGACCAACUAACAAAUAAUGACAAUGCUUUGAAAAGAAAACUAAGUGGGAAUGAUGGAGAGGAAAUCCAUGGAAAAUAUGGUAAACUGAAAUCUGAAAGAAAUCUUGAGGUUGUUCCAGGAUUAAUUUCAUUUAUUGCACUGAGCAGAGGAAAUCAUUUUCUUUCUAUGAAUUUCACCAAGUCUUUAAUGCAACCCAAUAAUACAGCACAGGUCGGAGUGGAACCACUACAACAACCAUCCCUUCUGCAUUUAGCGACUCCAAGUAUAAUGAAAAGCCAUGUGCAAGGGCACGAAAUGGAGAAAAACAGAAUUUUAACAGUUAACAACAUGGCAAGUAAAACUGACUGUAGCUCUGUGCAGCAACUCCGCGCAGAAUGUAGUCAUGUAACAACAGCAGAGUUGACAUUAUGCAUAAGAUGGAAGUCAAAUACAAGAAAAUGUGUUGAUGCAUCGCCGUUGGUUAUAAUACCUUUUAAAGAUGAAAUAUCUGCAUCUGUAUAUGUUGGCUCUCACUCUCACACAAUGCAGGCCAUUGAUCUAGAUUUGGGAGAAAUAAAGUGGGAGAAGACCCUUGGAGAUCGUAUUGAAUCUUCUGCCUGCAUAUCUAGGUGUGGGAAUUUCAUCAUUGUUGGCUGUUACGACGGCUUAGUGUACGUGCUCCAAAGCAGUGAUGGAGAAACCCACUGGACUUUUGUCACAGAAGAUACCGUGAAAAGCUCUGCAGUUGUAGAUCCUUCCAGCGGGCUAGUCUACAUAGGAUCUCAUGACCAACAUCUGUAUGCUUUGGAUAUUUAUAAAAAGGUGUGUAUAUGGAAAUUGCAUUGCGAAGGUGGAGCUGUGUUUUCCUCUCCUUGUCUAAGUUCUUUUCCACAUCAUGUUUAUGUUGCUACACUAGGAGGACUCUUACUGGCUGUAAACCCGGUGACGGGGAAUAAGAUUUGGAAAAGCUUCGUGGGAAAACCACUUUUCUCCUCUCCUCACUGCAAUGAGAAGUGUGUUUGUAUUGGGUGCGUGGAUGGAAACUUGUAUUGUUAUACUCAUUCUGGAGAAAAGGUUUGGCAGUUUCCCACUAAUGGACCGGUGUUUUCAUCUCCAUGCAUCUCAACUUCAACUAAGCAAGAAAUAUUUUUUGGCUCCCAUGAUCGCUUUAUCUACUGUUGUAAUACGGAGGGUAAUUUACUGUGGAAAUUUGAAGCUACUUCAAGCGUUUAUGGAACACCAUUUGUUUUCCAAAGUGAUGACUUAAAGAACAAAAUCCUUUUGGCAGCAGUAUCUACAGAUGGCACAGUGUGGAUCCUGAAUGCCAAGAGCGGAACAGCAGAAGGAGUAGCUAAGCUUCCAGGAGAAGUUUUCUCUUCCCCUGUAGUAUGGGGAAGAAAGCUUGUUGUUGGCUGUAGAAAUGAUUAUGUUUAUUGCCUAGAUUUGUGUAUAACAGGAGAAAAAGAACAACAAGGCUGUUAGGCUGCUACCUUUGUGUUGUUUACAUGUGUACAUUAAGAACUCACAGGUGCUGUCUACCUCUCCGCCUGUUUUGCUGAAGACAAGAGAUGCUCCUUGCAUACUUCUCAGGUAGCAUUUUGCACCACGACAACAGCCAGAGCAGGUAAGUGAUGCUCGUUGACUUCCUGUACUGAUGACUGAAGGCUGGCUGCUCAGCACCUAGCCCAAAGUUUCACUGUCCCUCCCUCACUUCCCAGCUCAGGUUCAUGAAAGAAAUGGUUUCAAAUGGUUUGGAUAUGAGUGUUGUGCUUUUUACAGGUAUAGUAGGAAAUUAAUAGGUAGUAGUUUGGCUUCAAGCACUUAGGCAAUUGGGAGAAACUGGGGUAAGGUGCAGUACUGUGCAACUUGAAUUAACAUGCUUGUCUCGGUGAGGGAGGAACAUGUUCUUUCCUAGGAUCCAGACGAACUUCUCCCCUGGGCUCCUUUUAGCCCAGCCUGUGCCUAGCUCUUCCACGCAUCAGGCUGCUGUUUGUCUGGUUUGAGUGGGUUUCUAUUCCGUGGCAAGGUAACCUAAGUCCUUUGUUGAUUCUAACUUUUAAGAUGAUUUCUGAGGACAUAUCCUGCAUUCCAUGGACUUGGGAGUAAUGACUUUUUGUUAUAGUUUGUAUAAACUACAUAAUUAAUCUUUUGCAAGCCUGAGCCCUCCGUGGCAUCAGUUCAGCCAGGCAUAUACUUUUAAACUCCAUUAAAGUCAGCACGAGUUACUUCCUCUAUUCUGAAGUGGAAAGGUACUUUGCUGUGUAUAUUUAUUACAUUGCAAUGCCAAGUUACUGUAUGAGUUCCAAGGUGAAGUGUAUAGUGUUCAAGUCAAUGCUUGCCAAAUCAUUUUUGAAGAAAUUUGAAUUAAUGCUCUUUACAGUGUAUUUACAGAAAACUAUUAAUAAAGGAUUGUGUAGAUUUUUGUGGUUGUCCUUAACCCCUUAAAAAGAAUUAAUGCCAGUAAUGCAGAUCGAGUAUUUACAGACAAAAGUACACUUAAACUCUGAGUGUCUUCCUGAUUACCAGUCAUCUAAAAGAACUCUUGUGGAAGCUAUUAUUUCCUUCUCACGAGCCAUCUACUUUAAAUUCUAACAGCCUGAGUUAACUUAGCCUCUUCAAAUUCUAAUUUAUUUUUUACUUCAUCAUGUCUUGUUCCUCUAUGUUAUUGUUAACAGAAAUGCAUAGGCAAGACACUUGUGGCACUACAAGGUCUAUUGUAAAGCAAACCUGAACUACAGCGAUACCAAAAGGAGACACAGAAUUGAUACACCCUUGCUUAGAUAAUUUUGACUGGGUUAUAAUUUAAUAGGAAUUAAAAUGACAUAAGUAUAAUAAACAAUUGCACUUUAAAACAUUUGAAAAAUUAAAAAAGUACACAACAAAUACCCCACAAUUAUACAGCUUAUAGUUUUUAUACAUUACUAUAUGAACAUAGAGGUUAAUCAUAUAUAACCUUGUCAGAAGAAAUGGUAUUUCAUGUGUUUAAGUUACAAAAAAUUGAGACAAUAUACUACAUAGUGGUUUGUUCGGUUCUUAAAACAUUUUUUUCUGUUUUAAAGUCAGUAGUAAUGUUUUGGUGGUUUGUUGUUUUUUGUCUUUUUUUUUUCUUACAGAUUUCCAACACUUUAUCAGUAAUGGUUGCAACAAAGAUAAAGCAAAGUAACACUUCACUUCAUUGGUAUUUAGUGCAAAUUUUUGUUAAUUUAACAUGAAAUGUCACUGUUAAACAUGUACACUUUAGAAAUGUUUCCACCAAGUACUGUACAGAAUACAGUUUCCAUUAUUACACUAGAUACCUUUAUGGUUGAAAACAACUUCUGCUUUGAAGCUUUAGAUUAAGACCGUCCUUAAUGAAAGCUCUAUUCUAUGUGCUAGAAGUGUAUUGUAUUGGAAAAUUGCAUCAUCAUGUCAUGCACAAUAGCACCUAAUUAUGCUAUGCUUUUUCAAAUACUUUAAUCCUGAUUUACUUCACCUUCUCUGUAUUUCUGCCUGGAUCCCUGUCCCAGGAAAUAAUCCUGAAGGCGGGUUUCAGGCAGUUUAGUUCUUGUAAUUACAAAUAGUGCAGGCUUAUAAACUCAGAAAAAAAAAGUGUAAAUCAAACUUAAGCAGCACUAAUUCAUGGUGCUUGCAGAGCAAAAACAGUUAUGGGCCCAAUUCUUUCUCAGAUAAGAUGUUCAAAGUAAAAAUCUCUGCAAGCUGAAGUAUUUUUUUCCAAAUAUUUGAGAACAACAUUGCCCCAUCUCUGUACAAAACAUUUAAAAUACUUAUAUUAAGAGAAAAAAAAGUUACUUGAGAGAUUCUGGUUU